GAAUGUCCUUUUGUAGUUGUUACUGUAUAUUAAAUAGGAGAAUUCCAUGUGCGACAACACACCUUCCCAGAAAAAAAUUCAAAUAAAUGGGUUUCCCAAGAAUAUAAGUUGUAGGAAAUAUUAUGGAAAUUUAGCGGUUUUGCAAUACAGCUCUUGCAUCGAAUUCGAAUCUAGCCUUCGGUUUAUCCCCACCGAUAUAAAUAUAUCGCAUUAUUAAGCUACAAGGAUCGUGAAAAAUACGCUGCUGGUCAGUCAGAGUCAGUCUCCAUUCGCACCUGAAUCGCUUAUGCUGUGGUUUUGAGUUCAGCAGAAAAAUGGCAAAAGUGGAAAAUUUAGACGAGUGCUACAGAAUUAUGGAAAAACUGGUGCUGGAGGCUGGAAAGGUAAUAAUCGAAGCAAUCGAUAAAGAAAAGAAUACAGAAUGUAAAGGAAUUGACUGGGAUUUAGUGACAGAGUAUGAUCGAAAAGUGGAAGAGACUCUAGUCAGAAAAUUAUCAGACCAAUUUCCCCAUCACAAAUUCAUCGGGGAAGAAACUGUAGCCAAGGAAGGAUAUUUGCCGGAAUUGACAGACGAGCCAACAUGGAUAAUAGAUCCUAUAGACGGAACAACAAAUUUUGUGCACCGUUUUCCACACACGUGUAUCUCGAUAGCUCUUCUGAUAAAGAAGAAUAUCGAGAUUGGCGUGGUUUACAAUCCUAUUAUAAAUCAGUUUUUCUCUGCAAGAAGGGACAGAGGAGCUUUCCUAAAUGGAAAACCAAUAAGGACUUCCAUAGUUCAAGAUUUAUCUCAAUCACUGGUAGCAAUGGAGCCCUGGUUGGCAAAGGACAAAACGCUCCUAGUCAGUAUUUACAGAAGAUUGCACGCUUUGAUUCAAACAACGCACGGUAUAAGAACAUUGGGAACUUGUGCACUGUCACUGUGUUAUGUUGCGAUGGGAGCAGUAGAGGCAUAUCACGUGGAAAGUGUAGAUACGUGGGAUGUGGCCGCGGGAAAAUUGAUUAUCGAAGAAGCUGGUGGAAUUGUCAAAGACACGUCCGGAGCAGAAUUAAAUAUCAUGGCCCCUCGAGUAAUUGCAGCAUGUAAUCAACAAAUUGCUGAUAAACUAGUGAAGCUCUUUGAAAAGAGCGAAUUACAACAACCGAAUAAAUAUCUUUCCUAAAUGGAAAGUUUUAAGCUCAAUAUUAAUCUUUUUACUAUUGUACAUAUUAAGACGAUUAAUAAACAUUUUUUGUUUCUAUGUUUAACAUUUAGUACUAUUUUGUCCUCCGCAUUUUUGAUGUCUGUAUUUUCUGGCGAACUAUUACUUAUAAUAGGGACAAUUUUAUUCAUUUAUGAAAUUCGAUAUAAGACUGUACAUUUUUUGUU
Molecule: messenger RNA, 1366 nt
Organism: Belonocnema kinseyi
Lineage: Eukaryota; Metazoa; Arthropoda; Insecta; Hymenoptera; Cynipidae
Product: inositol monophosphatase 2-like
Exons: 6
Coding region: 315-1160 (281 amino acids)
Biological process (GO): phosphatidylinositol phosphate biosynthetic process; inositol metabolic process; signal transduction
Molecular function (GO): inositol monophosphate 1-phosphatase activity
Source: RefSeq, a predicted model, not a curated record